CGAUUGAUGCGCUAGGUUGAGUCUGUUCGAUGGUGAGAUGUUGGUGCUACGGUGACCCCCAGCCAAAGUUAGGAGCUGCACCCCGCAUAAGAUCCAACUAACUGCAAUUGACAUUGUACGGGACCGAGCUGAAUCAAAACUCAUGUCCACCUCACAAUCACAGUCUUCGCGAUAUAUAUCUCCUUCCAAUUUUGGCGCUGACAGAGAGUGGCUGAGCAAAUGGAAGGGGAGGCAUGUUUUCGAACUAGAUCGUUUCAGCUAGUACGAGGUACACAUACGGUUGCCUGAUUCUGUGUCUUACCUCUUCAUGCACUCCUUGUUGAACAUUCAACUUACACCAUUGACAUGGCACUCCUAUCUAUAGCCAAUCUCCAGGUCAUCGCGCUUUCUUGCAUCGGCGCUCUCAUCGCUUAUCGCGUCUAUUGGGAAGCCACUACGGGCGCCGCACGGCGAUCCCUGGCAAGACAGCAUGGCUGUCUUCCCCCAAGACUCUUUCGCUCCAAAUAUUGGUUGUUCGGACUGGACGUCUUUCUCGCCAACAUCAAAGCCUACCGCGAGCACAGGCUACUCGAACGGUGGACCAACACGCUCACAUCCCAUAAUGCCCACACCCUCAUUGCAAAGGUCUUCGGCCAGACAGUCCUCUGGACGGAUGACCCGGAAAACGUGAAGACAAUGCUGGCCACGAACUUCGACCAGUGGAGCCUUGGCCAGGAGCGCAUCCAGCAGAUGAAGGCAUACCUCGGACACGGCAUCUUCACCAGCGAGGGCGCGUCGUGGAAGCACUCCAGAGAUAUGCUGCGGCCAUGCUUCGAGCGCUCGCAGGUUGCAGACAUUUCGAUUCUGGAGAAGCACACAGCGCGGCUUCUGCAGAAUGUUCCGAAGGAUGGCGCGACCGUAGACUUACAGCCGUUGUUGCAUGAGCUUACGCUUGAUGUCGCGACGGAGUUCUUGUUUGGGAGGAGCACUGAUGCGCAGGAUCAUGGGAGGGAAGACAAUGCUUGUAAAGAGUUUAUCGACGCCUUUGAGUACUGUGAGAACCCGAUGACUGAGAGAAACGAAAGAUUGGGGUUUUUGGCAUUCUUCUUGCCGGAUCGGAAGUUCAAAAAAUGUGCGAAGGCUAUUAGAGAUUUUACAGAUAGGAUCAUAGACGAAGAAAUCACAAUCCUAUCGCAAAAUACCAAGGAUGCAGACAGAGCGUCAACUGGUCGCUAUGUAUUUCUCGACGAACUCCUGUCUGCAACGCAAAACCGCACAGUCAUCCGCUCUGAGCUCCUCAACAUCCUUCUAGCAGGGCGCGACACCACCGCCUCGCUCCUCUCCAACCUCAUCUGGGAGCUCUCUCGCCAGCCGGCCAUGCUGUCCCGACUUCGCCAGGAGAUCGAAGACUCUAUCGGCAACGAUAUCCCCACCUACCAGCAACUAAAAGACAUGAAAUACCUCAAAGCGCUCAUCAACGAAAGCCAGCGAAUGUAUCCCAUCGUACCCAGCAACUCCCGGCAAGCACUUCACGACGCAAUACUGCCCCGAGGCGGCGGGCCAGACGGCCAGUCCCCCACCAUUGUUCCCAAAGGCGCAUACGUGGCGUACCUUCCCUGGGCUAUGCAUCGGCGGCGAGACGUCUACGGUGACGACGCUGAAGUUUUCGAUCCCACUCGCUGGCUGGACGAGGGACAUGCUUCGAGUCCGUUGAGGCCUGGUUGGGCGUAUUUGCCGUUCAGCGGCGGGCCGAGAAUAUGUAUUGGGCAGAACUUUGCGCUUACGGAAUGCAUGUUUGUCAUUGUGAGGCUGUUGCAGGUAUUCGAUGUUGAACAGAGAGAUGAGGAGCCUUGGAGGGAGAAGUUAGGGAUCACCUGUGUUGGGCUUGGUGGGUGUAAGGUGGGUUUGAGACCGAGGGGUUGAAGGCUUCGAGAGCCUAUACGGAACGUACUCUUCUGUUACUCUGGUUAGAUAUGGAGUUCGCAAAUGCUGUCUCGAUCCUGUUAUUGUGCCGUAUGUAUUCGACAUUGAAGUUCUGACACAUACGACCAUAGGACACUGGGAACUAGGCUUCCUGUCCUCACUCCCAGCUGCACAAGCGUUUUCUUCAUCGCCGCCCUGCUGAAACAUCGCACGCCUGGUUUGUAGAUACGGAAUGAAUG
Molecule: messenger RNA, 2141 nt
Organism: Paraphaeosphaeria sporulosa
Lineage: Eukaryota; Fungi; Ascomycota; Dothideomycetes; Pleosporales; Didymosphaeriaceae
Product: N-alkane-inducible cytochrome P450
Exons: 2
Coding region: 346-1902 (518 amino acids)
Molecular function (GO): oxidoreductase activity, acting on paired donors, with incorporation or reduction of molecular oxygen; heme binding; monooxygenase activity
Source: RefSeq, a predicted model, not a curated record